Messenger RNA from Dendroctonus ponderosae (mountain pine beetle), 2106 nucleotides. Its product is annotated as fatty acyl-CoA reductase wat. Gene Ontology annotation, molecular function: alcohol-forming very long-chain fatty acyl-CoA reductase (NADP+) activity. Gene Ontology annotation, cellular component: peroxisome. The record is from RefSeq and is a predicted model, not a curated record. The coding region runs from base 312 to 1892 and encodes 526 amino acids. NCBI's taxonomy places the organism in Eukaryota, Metazoa, Arthropoda, Insecta, Coleoptera, Curculionidae. Gene Ontology annotation, biological process: long-chain fatty-acyl-CoA metabolic process. The transcript has 10 exons.
AAUGGCUGGCCAGUUGCGACGUUUCCAAUUUGGUCAAAAAUUCUCAACUAACUAGUUUUGCACCAUUAAUAAGGAAUAUUUGCAUUGGAAAUGACCGCAAGUGGUGACCGCUAACAAGUGAGUACGACCAUAAACGCACCACACGAGCGGCGACGUCUAAGUGAAAAGCGCGCAUUCCGCUAAAACAGGGCAAAAAUUGUCGAUUUGCCUUAAUUCGCCUUUUGCUAUCGAAAUCAUUCCAAGUGUCCCGGAGAGUGCCGAACAGUUACACCGAUUUUUCGCACCAAACGGUUUUCCACGCAAAACCCAACAUGGACAUUUACGAGCAACAAGGACAGGACAUAACGGCAUCCGAUAUGCUAGUGCCAGACGAGGACAGCGACAUCAAGCGCUUCUACAAGGAUUCGUGCGUGUUUAUCACCGGCGCCACUGGCUUCCUGGGCAAGCUGGCCGUGGAGAAACUGUUGCGCAUCUGUCCCGACGUGAAGAAAAUCUUCAUUCUGCUGCGCGAGAAAAAGGGCAAAGACAUCAAGCAACGCUUCGAGGACAUCUUCAAAGAGCCCACAUUCGACCACUUGAAGCGACAUAACCCGGAUUUCCUGCAAAAAGUGUGUCCGGUGGUGGGGGACAUCAGCCUCCCCGACCUGGGCCUGAACGAGCUAGACAAGGAAGGCCUGAUGCGCGAAGUCGAUUGCGUGCUGCACUUUGCCGCCACUGUGCGCUUUGACGAGUCAUUAAAGAUGGCCACUUACAUUAACGUCAGGGGCGUACGCGACCUGAUUUUGCUGGCCAAGCAAAUGAAGAAACUGCGAGCGUUCCUGCACGUUUCCACGGCCUUUUCAAACUGCAACCGUCAAGAAAUUGACGAAAUGUUCUACGAUCCACCAAUCACAGGCGACAAACUGCUCGAUCUGGUCGAAUGUCUGGACGACGACCAAUUGAAUGCCAUCACCAAAACCGUUCUGAAAGACUUCCCCAACACGUACGCGUUCACCAAGUGCGUGGCCGAGGACGUGGUAAGAAAAGAGGGCCAGAGCUUACCGAUCGCCCUGUACAGACCGUCCAUUGUUAUAGCGACAGUGAAAGAGCCGGUGGCCGGAUGGAUUGACAACGUUUAUGGGGCCACGGGGGUGCUUUUGGGCGCGGCCGUCGGCCUGCUCAGAACCCUGCAUGGCAACAAGGAGAAAAGGGCAGAAAUGGUGCCGGCCGACUACGUGAUCAACAGCUGUUUGGCUGCCACCUGGGAUAUUGCCACAAUCAAGUCGUUGAACGAGAACAAAGAAAUCCAGGACCAAGAGAGCAGAGAGGAGAAAUUUGUCAGGGAAAUCCCGGUUUACAACUAUGUGAGCACCCCGGAAAACCCGCUCACUUGGGCGGAGUUCAGCCAUUUGUCGAGAAAACACUGUCUGCAAAUCCCCUCGGAAAAAGUGAUGUGGCAUUCGAUGUUCCGGAUGCGCUCCAACUACUACGAACACAUGCUUGCCGUCUUUUUCUUGCACACCAUUCCGGCCCAUUUGGUCGACUUUAUCCUGCUCUGUCUAAGGAAGAAGCCCAUGCUGGUGGACGGGUACAAGAAGAUCAACAAAUUCAGUGGAGUUUUGGCGUACUUCACCAAUCGCGAUUGGAAGUUUCGCAACGACAACGUGCAAGCGCUAUGGAAACGCAUGAAGAAACACGAUCAAGAGCUGUUUGACUUUGACAUCCGGAAGCUCAACUGGGACGCCUAUUUCUUCACCUACACGCGAGGCGCACGUGUUUACCUGCUCAAAGACCCCCUGGACACGAUCCCUCAGGGAACUGUCAAGUACUACAAGUUGCUGCUUGCGCACUAUGCGGUUUUGGCGGUGUUUUGGCUGCUGGUGCUCCGAUUGGUCGUCUGGGUCUUCAUCUAGCUUCAACUGGCCAAUCCCGAUUAAUUAUGUACAAAACCCUUAUGCCUGGUUGCACCGUUUGACUAAACAGUGAUUAAAAAUUUAGUCGUCGUUUAGCUUGAAAAAUGUGUUGUACCGUCGCUUAACCACUGUGUUGUGUAUUCUAAACAACGAUUAUAUUAACCGGCACUUUUUGGCUGUUUAACACCCGAUUAGGGACCGUUUAGAAAAUUUU